GUCAAAAUGGCGUCCACCGGCGGAAAGUGGGAAGUUGUCCAAGGAAAAUCCAGCAAAAAGCGAGCAAACUUCGAUAAAAAGAAGGAAAAGCAAAAACAAAAUGGAGUUCUCAAGCUGGAAGAACCUAAUCCAGUCCCCCAGGCGCAGACUAUUUAUCAUGCAUUUGGAAAGAAGAAACAUGUACCAGAAAGCAGUCCACACAACCCUUAUGAGAACAAUGUUGAUGAUGAACAUGAAUCUGAUAAAGGACAGGAAAUCAAAAAGCCUGUAAUAAAGAAGAAGUUACCUCCAAAACCAUCAAAGAGUGACAGAGAGCUACUAGAGGAGGCCUUAAAAAAGGUUGACUUGGCAGUGAUGACAGAUGUCCUUGCUAAAGAUGAAGCUGCUUUCCCUAACAACCCAUCUCUUUGGCUUAAAGACAUUGCAUCUUAUCUUCAUCUGAAACUGCAAAAUGUUCCUGAGAAAGAUCCUGUGUUUGAUGGUCAGCCUAAAGACUACCCAUCCUGUUUGCUAACACAAGACAUGCAGUCUUUUUUCAUCAAAGUUCUCAAGAAUUCAUCCCAGACCACUAUCAACUUGUUUUUUGAAUAUCUUAUGAAUGAAAUGGUUUCAGAGCUAAGCAAAGGUCAUUCUGCAUAUGCCAUGCAAGCAAUGAUACAACUUACAGUUAAAGUCUGUCCUUCAAUAACAGUCAACAACCUAGAUGAGUAUGAGAAGAUGCUUGAUGCAAGGAAAAGUCGUACUAAAGAGGCCUUGUCAAUCAUGUGGGCACUGGGCCAGUUACCCACAAAUGACCAAGAUCAAGGCCUUGAAGUAUGGUUCAGGAUAAUGAUGCCAAUGAUACAGUAUAAACAGCUUGCUACCUUCUCUGUGUUGUACUUGGAGAAUUUACUGCAGACCUGCAGUGAUUCUACUCACAAGACUCUUCUUGGAUUUGAAGACUUCUUAAGUGUCAUGUCACUCACUCUGAGCUCAAAGUCACCAUUAGCAGGAAACCAUAGCUUAAAAAGGAAGAUGGUUUCUGCUUACCCCAAAAUAAAGGCUCUUUCCUUCAGUAGUAACCCUGCACAUGUUUACUUUCCCAUUCUGCUUGGCUAUCUCAAAUCAAUUGAUGAAAUGCCUCUUGAAUAUCGUACAGAGGUACUGGAUUGUCUGACAUUCUGUCUUCAAAGUGAUCCUCAAUGUUUUUCUCUUUGGAUGCAGUUGUAUCCAACUUCUCUCCCUGAAUCAAGUGUUCUUAUUUAUUACAUUGUUGAUACAUGGUCCACAAGAUCUGCCAAGGUCCCCAAAGCAUUGUUUCAAAGGCUUAUUUCUACAUUUCAAGUUUUUAAUGCCCAGCAAGAUAAAGGCAGUAAGAAUUUAGCUGGGUUUGAAGACUGUGUCAUGGCUUGUCAUGUUGCAGAAGAAAAGUCCAAAUGUCGUUCAUCGUUCUUUUCUAUCAAGAGACUUUUCAAGCUUGUUGUGUUCAUAUUGGUUGGUGUGAUUUGUGUAGAUCUUUACAAACACAAGGGAUAUCAAGGGAGUAAAACAUCUCGUUACGCCAAGGAAUACGGAAUAGAACAAGGAACAAUACGUCUUUAUGGACACGCCAAGAAUGGAUUCAACAAAGGAAAUAGUUGGAUUCAAGAGAAUUACCCUGCUUAUUACAGUCAAUUCAGAGAGUACGCAGACCCAGCUGCUGCCUACACUAAGGAAAAGUUCUUUAUAGCUUAUGACUAUAUCGCUGAACAAACUGAGCCGGCUAGAAAAUAUUUAAACAAGAAAAUACCCGAAAUCAUAGAAAAGGUUGAAACAGAGGCGCCAAAGUAUUGGGCAGUGGUCAGCGGUCAUGCAAAGUACUACUGGAACACGUAUUGGCCUGUUGUCCAUCAUUAUCUUGUUGUUGUACAAGAACUGUUUCUCAAAUACAUCCCUCCUUUGAUACAAAGACUUCAUGAGAUAUUAACUACACUAGCCACCAGGAUCUAUGAAUUGGCUCCUGAGUUUUUUGAUUCAGUUAUAGCAUGGUUUGACCAAGUUGGACAGUCCAUUACAGAGAAAGUCCCGGAUGUUAUAGCAGUAGUACAAGAAUACGCUGUCAUCGCGUCCAAUUUGAUCGUCAAUUUAGUCAAUAAUGCAAUUACCUGGGUACAAAGCUUAGCGGACAGUGCUGAACAAGCUGAGGAUGUCACGAAGCAAUCUACAACGAAGAGCUUUCCCAAGUAGUGGAAUCACCACCGAGAUCACUGACCUCACUCAGACUUACGUCCUGAUUUCUACAAACACGUAGUAUUUUUAAAUGCAAUUAAAUGACAUACUUGAAAACUCGUUGCUUGCUGCUAGCCAGAUGUCGUUGCUAGGAUCGAGCUAGGACAAUAUCAAUGCUCAGGCCGAUUUGUCAUUGCUAGAAAAAUGUCUUUUCUAGAGAACCUUCGCUACUAGAAAACUCGUAACAAAGAAAAUGUAAUCUUCACGAAACUGUCAUUGCUAGGAAACUGUCAUUGCUAGGAAACUGUCGUUGCUAGGAAACUGUCGUUGCUAGAAGCGUCAACAAUCACAUGCACAAAAAUCUGACUUUUUUGGAAAAUUUGAAUAUAUUUGUCGAAUGGCACACACAUGAAAUGCAAUUUUAUUAGGUACAGUUUGAUAUAAUAUAUAUACAGCGUACAAGAACGUUGAAAGCCCAUUAAAAGAUAAUUUACAAUCA
Messenger RNA from Exaiptasia diaphana, 2686 nucleotides. RefSeq names its product transmembrane protein 214-A. The coding region runs from base 7 to 2205 and encodes 732 amino acids. The transcript is spliced from 20 exons. The record is from RefSeq and is a predicted model, not a curated record. Lineage: Eukaryota; Metazoa; Cnidaria; Anthozoa; Actiniaria; Aiptasiidae. Gene Ontology annotation, cellular component: endoplasmic reticulum; Golgi apparatus.